Messenger RNA from Chelmon rostratus (copperband butterflyfish), 3734 nucleotides. It is a transcript of the gene fbxo34, whose product is annotated as F-box protein 34. The record is from RefSeq and is a predicted model, not a curated record. Lineage: Eukaryota; Metazoa; Chordata; Actinopteri; Chaetodontiformes; Chaetodontidae. The transcript has 3 exons. Bases 400 to 2463 code for a protein of 687 amino acids. Gene Ontology annotation, molecular function: protein binding.
UUAGAGGAGCGUACAGGUUCAGCAGGAGCGGUGCUCCGUUUAAACCGCGAUGUAACAUUUUAAAGCAACAUUUAAUCAGCGAGCAGAAAGAGGCGACAGUGGAAGGUUUUAAGACAUAACGGGACAAACCGGGAAAAGAGGAACUGAGUGUUUUUCGUCGCUGCCAGCAGCUUUUUUCUCCAGCGGACAGAGACGGAGAGAUUUCCUCCCUCAGUGUGUCUUCAGGGGGAGGAGCCAGAGGACACAUUUUGGUCACGGUUUGAUUUUGUUUCCUUUGUGGGAGGAGUCACCAUGAAUGCCUGAGAGAUGUGAACCUGAAGGAUCACAGGAGCCGUCACUCGAACCAGGACCGUGCCCCCAACACCGCCAGCCAAUCAGCACGCAGUCUGGAGGACCAUCAUGCACCUGAAGUCGUAUCCUAAGCUUGUGCGCUCAGAGUUGCGUUUGGAUGCCGUUGGUGUUCAGACGUUGUCCCAGCAGAGCAGUCUGUUUGUGAGCCAGCAGGGGGCCCUGCGGAGGACCUGCAGCAGUAACCAUGGCAACAUUAGCAGCAGCCGCCUCCCGCUCAGCGUCAUCUCCGCCAACACGUUCCGCUGCAGCGGCACAGCAAGCAAUGGCGGCAGCAGCGUGGCGUCGCUCUGGCUGAAGGCGUUGCCAAACACCACCCUGCAGCUCCUCCCUCCUCCGCCAAGCUACGAGAACGACACGCUCAGUCUGUACCAGACCACGGCGGUGGACGCCGAUGCCCCGCUGGACAUCUGGACCGUCAUCAAGCCUGGACAUGUCCGUGAGAAGAUUGCCAUCUUUGCUUCAGAUGGGGGGCGGACAGAUGGCGCUGGGGACAGGGAGCGCAUCUCGACCAAUGGCUCUAGCAAUCGAGAAAGGACGCCGGCAGUGUGUGCGAACCACGCCGCCAUGACGGGGAUGCUACGGGCUGUGAAGGCAAAGGGAAGCUGGGAGGAAAACAGCAGUGCCAAGCGGCGCCGCAGGUCAGGAAACAGCCAGAACCUCCAGCAGGACCAGAGGACCCAGGUCCUGAAUAUACAGCAGCACACCCACAAAGAGUCCCCACGGCGCCCAGACCCGACUCAGCGGUCGGGGGACGGGCGGAGCGGAGGUGAGGUGGUGACGGCGGUGGUGGAGGAGGAGCAAAAGGUGUCAGUGGUGGAGAUGGUGGCGUUCCUGGAGCAGAGAGUCAGCGAGCAGCAGCCGGACUCCAAACCUCUGCUCGCCCUCCAGAGGAGCUCCACCACCAUCACGCUGUCCAGAGCUCUGCCCCCCGAGGUGAACGAGGGGUCGGACAUCAGAGGGGAGGAGCCAGAGAGCAUCAAGGUGUCAGACAUGGUGGCCAGGCUGGAGUCUGAAUGUCUGAGGAGGAGGACGGAGGGAGAUCUGUCAAGGAGCAACAGCCUGAGGAGGACGGUGGGACGAGUCCUGCUAGCUACCAGGGACCAGAUCUCAGCCCCCUGCCAAUCUUCAUCACCAUCUCCAAUGACAUCAUCAUCUUCACCAUCACUGCAAGGAGCUCAGAGUGCGAGCAGCGAGCCAAUCAUCUGCUCAGGAAUACCCAGCACAGAGUCCUCUGCCUCAGUUCUGACCACGCCCCCCUCACCUGGCCUGACCACACCCCUCCCCACUCCCUCAGGUGAGGCUGCAGUCAAGGGCCAGGAGGGUGGAGGUCUGGAGACACAGACCCCGCCCCUCACACAGAACCCUCAAUCUGAGGAGGCGGAGCCUCUGCCCGGCUUGUUGUUCCUGUCUCCCCCUCCUGCUGACUCCUCCCCUCCCCCUACAGACUCAGAACCACAUCCCUCUUGCCACAGACUGACCUUAGACCCAGAGUCUGCCCCCCCUCAGCCCUGCCCCCCUCCUGAUCACUCUGACUCUGGCAGCCAAUCAGAGAGGAAGAGGAGGAGGAGAAAGGCUGACAGAGCUCAGGAGGAGGAGGUCGGCGGUGCGACUCCCUUCUCUGCCGUAGUGCCUGUGAGCCGGCGUGCGUCUGUGUCACAGGACUUCCUGGAGAUGCGUCAGCGGCUGCAGCAGCUGCUGGAGCCGCAGCCUUACCUGGCCGUGCUGCCGCAUCACCUGCUGGUGAAGAUCUUCCUGCUGCUGCCGACGCAGAGCCUCGCCGCGCUCAAGUGCACCUGCCACUACUUCAAGUUCGUCAUCGACAACUACGGUGUGCGGCCUGCCGACUCGCUGUGGGUAUCUGACCCCCGUUACCGCGACGACCCCUGCAAACAGUGCAAGAAGCGGUACGGCCGCGGCGACGUGUCGCUGUGCCGCUGGCACCACAAGCCGUACUGCCAGGCGCUGCCGUACGGGCCCGGAUACUGGAUGUGUUGUCACGGCGCCCACAGGGACGCUCCCGGCUGCAACGUGGGUCUCCAUGACAACCGCUGGGUGCCGGCGUUCCACAGCAUCAAUGUGCCGAUCUACCGGAGGAGCCGCGAAGACGACUGAGAGCGGGUUCGGGGGUCGCUGAUUCUGAGGAACAUCGAACAGGUUUUAUUUAAAACAGAAAAGUCUGAAUCCAGUUUAAAGGGAAACAAAUAUUCGGUUCAUCUGAAAGAUGUUUUUAACUUGUGUUGUUGGUGAAUCUUGACCUGUGGCGCCCCCUGCCGCUCAAACGUCUCCUCACAGCCAUCACCUCAUCGUCACGUCAGCCUCGUCCGCCGCUGCCUGGCGCUCGCUGACGUGUCAUCAGUCAGCUCGUUAACAGCAUCUCGUUGACAGCGUCUCGUUGGUGACGGGCAGCAGUCGGAGGGAGGAAGAGUCCCAGCCAGGACUCUUCUUCUUCUUCUAUGACUGUCAGAGUCCGCGGCUGCUUCACUGCUGACAUCACACCUGGAAGUAAAUCACAAUAUACCAAACUGUUAUAUUUAAUUAUCUCUGACACUGUUUACUGUCAAAAUGUUUCCGAACUACUUUACUUCAGUUUGUGCUCCUGAACACAUCGUCAGUACAUCAGAGUGACGGUGUGUUUAAGGAACACCCUGCUGAGCUUCUAACUGUGAAUACGAUGAGAUCGCAGAUUAAAUAAUAGAUUGAUUUCUCACGUCUGAACAGUGGAUCGAUCACCACUGCUUCGUCAAUCAGGGUCAGAUCAUCCUCGUCAGCUGGACAGGUGAUCAUGUGAUCGACACACUCGCCGACUCCUUGCGCGUUCAUUUAUUCUCCUUCAAACUGAAACGAUGCGUCGCUCUGUCGAAGUUUGAGAAUGCGUGUUCGCGUUUGGCUCGAUGUGAUGUGAUGAGCAGUUUUCAUCAUUUGGACACUUGGACUAAACAGAUAAUCGGCCAAUCAGAACCUUUACAGAUGAAUGAAUAAUGAAACAAUGGUUCUGCUCACCUGUGAGGAGGCGGGGCUUCAGAGGGCACCAUGUUUGGAGCCACAGUGACUCCACAGUAGAUGAACUUUACCUGCACCUUGUUUGUGUUUACAUUUGUACAUAAAUCAUAAAGAGUUUAUGAGCUCCUCUUUCACGACGUUUGUUCCUUCAAUCAGCGGCUGAGUGAUAAUCAUCAACAGGAAAAGAGGAAACGUGGCCUUGAGUCUCGAGACGAUGCAAUAUUAAAACUGACUGUAGAGAAAAAAGAAUAUCAGGGGAGAAAAAAAAUGACCUUUGACCUUCUGAGUGUUUUUUUUAAGGUGUGUUGGGUUUCUGUCUGCUGGCUGUUCCUGUUAAAAGAUUUUGCUUGAAUAAAGUGCUUUCUCAUUGGUUCAUUUGGGUU